CACCGACAGAUGGAGGACGAAGUUAGGUGGCGGAACGGAGCAUGCCCGGGUGCCGGCCGUUACGUCACUAGAGUUUACUUCCGGUAAAGAUGGCGGCGCGAAGGCGAACGCAAGAGGAGAAAAAUUUAAAGACUUUAAGAGAAUUAGCGUCGUUGCCAGCUAACAAGCAAUGCUUCGAUUGCCGACAGAGAGGACCCACUUACGUAAACGUCACAAUAGGAUCGUUCGUGUGUACGUCAUGCGGCGGAAUCUUGCGAGGUUUGAAUCCACCGCAUCGAGUCAAAUCCAUUACCAUGGCCACCUUCAGUAUGGAAGAAAUAGAAUUUAUAAAAAGUAGGGGAAAUGAGUAUUGUCAGUACGUGUGGAUGGGGCUCUACGAUUCCAGAGUGUUAGAACCAGAGUCCCGUGAUGAACAGAGAAUCAGAGAUUUUAUGAUACAAAAGUACGAGAGAAAACGAUGGUAUGUGGAUCCGGACAUAGCCACGAAAAAGAUGCAUCAGGACCAACAGCAGAGGCAGAAUUCUGUGCCAUCCAGCUCUUCUCAGAGCAGUCUUGUCCCGGAGACGCAGCCUCUCUCAUCUCUCCUGGGCAACAACGUUGCUUCUCUAGUCGUCCAGCAUGGUCAGGGUAACACGAAUUCGUCGUGGCUGCCGGCCGUCACGUCGUCCACGGCCCACCAGGCAUCUCUGACAAACACAAAGACCCAAUCCAAGGGUCAUUUUGAAUUCAACAGUUUUGAUGAAAAUGUUUUUAAUAACACAAAGUCGUCGGCAGAAGCAACUAGUGCAAAUGGAAAUUUUGCCAAUUUUGAAAGUGCUUUCAACACCCCAGCCUUGACUACUACCACUACUACUACUGCUACCACUACUGUCACUACUCAGAGUACCUUUCAUCAACGGAAGGCCUGUACGCCUCCGGCCGGAUGGACGUCUUUUGACGACGAUCUGGAUCCUCUCCGUUCCACGUCUUCCCUUCCGCCUUCCUCCUCUUCCUCUCACAGACAACCCAACGUUCCCCGUCCUCCCCAAUCCAAACUUCCCGACAAUGGCAGCAUUGCCGGCAGCACGGCGAUGCCCAGACCCCUCAGUCUGCCAACUUUCUCUCCGACGAAUCCUUUCUCGCCUUCGUCUAACAAGCUUUCCGAGAAGUCAACGCCGUCUCAGUGGCCGUCUUUUCCAGUUACCUCCGGUGCCACGGUUCGCCCCGCCCCCUCCAGUGGCAGACGGACGGAUGUCCCAGUGGCCAACGCCCCUCCCCUUGGUGGACGUCCCAAGAACGAGUCCCAGUUGAAUUCGCAGCCUACCUCGCGUCCGGUCCAGCCUCCUCCUGCCGACAGAUACGCGGCCCUGGCAGACCUGGACAACCUGUUCCACCAGACGCCCACGAGUGGUACCUCCAACUGGUCUGCCAGCGACAACUAUCUCUUUGGGAACACUGUGACGCUCAAGAACGAGGGGACAGGUAAUUAUGCAGGUGAAAUAGGAUCGAAUCCGUUCGGCACCGAUUCCCUCGGAUGGAACAAGCAGCCGGUGUCCCAGCAACAGGCCGUUCCGACGUUUGCGACGGCAAAUCCCUUUCAGACAGCGGUUUCCGCUCCCGGAAUUGUGGUCCAGCCUACCGUGGCUUUUGGAGCUUCCGUGGAAGAGGGAUAUGCGGGAUUCGGAACGGGUGUGAACUUCGCAACAUUUCCCACGGGCAAUGUGGCUGGAUCACCCAAUGGCAUUCCCACAAACCAGUUUGGGACCCAGAAUGGCUUUGGAGUCAGGCAGCCGGUCGUAGCCUGGGGCGCACCGGGAGCAAACGUUGGCCCGUGGGGAACCGGCCUAGUCAACCACCAGAACGUGGCCCAGCCGACCUUUCCGGAAGCAAAACUGGAACAGAGUGCGAGUCCCUGGAUGCAACAGACCAUUGCUGCAAAUCCGUUCUUGGAGAGGAACGGCGCAACAGUCCCAAGAACAAAACCCGGCAAUCCAUUUCUAUAACAGAUGAGAAACCAACAAGUAGCGAAAGACUAUCCCCACAUCACGUUCCUGCACGAAUUGUAGGACCAAGUACUGCAUUUAAAAAUCAGUACUCCAUUUGUGCUUCAUCUCGCUGCUUACUCUUUGCAUUCUGAUGAGUGAAACAGCUUAGUUCCUUCUUUUUUUGUGUUUGACUUCAAAAGAAUUUUUUAAAAAAAGCAUCAGAAGUUGUAAAAAUUGAAGUAAUCUUAAUUGUAAUAUACAGACUGGAACCUCCCCGUGUUUUGAGAUGGCAUUAUUACUUAGAAUACUUGAAUAUAUAUAAUGUAAUUAAAAGUUAAAUGAGAAUAAUCCAUAAUUUGCAAAGUAUUCUCACUCGUACGACGGUUCUAGUCCAAAAUUUGAGAAAAUUGUGUUGUUACUCGUAUCGUCCAAAGCAUACUUUUAAAAUGUUACCUUUCGACCAUUUUAAUUUUACUACCAUCAUUACUUCACGCAUUCCCAGUUUCCGGGACGAGCUUAAUGUCGGUGCGUCUCCUUUUCUCUCAUUGAUCAUAAAUGCCAUCGAGUGUAAACACGUUUUCGAAUCAUUUGUGAUUUAUAAUGUAUAGAUAUAUCAGAUUGUAUUUGCUUGAUUUUUGAAGAAAUUUGUGAUGCCAAAUAAACUGCUGUAUCUUACUCCGCUGCAAAUGUCACUUCACUUUCGUCGGAGGCCGCGCGGAUCUAGUGUUACCGCGGACGCAAUUCUAUUCUUCGUCUGGCAUUCCGCUUUGACUCGCGUUUUAUUUUACUCGUUACGAGGGAGUGCUUUAGACGUCUGACCGUCUGUUGCUAGAUAGAAAAAGCCGGUCGGCGGACAUCUAAAACUAGAGCGUCAGUCUCUAAAUAUUUCACGGAAAACGUCCGAAGUAAAUUUAAAUUAUUUGAUAGAAAGAAUGUAAAAGAAUUCUUGUAGUUAGUUAGUUUCAGAUUUAGAAUUUAUAAUUAAAUUUGUUUGAAUAAAAUUUAUACAGUUAUGA
Centruroides sculpturatus (bark scorpion) is the source of this 2980-nucleotide messenger RNA. RefSeq names its product arf-GAP domain and FG repeat-containing protein 1-like (gene drongo). The transcript has 8 exons. NCBI's taxonomy places the organism in Eukaryota, Metazoa, Arthropoda, Arachnida, Scorpiones, Buthidae. The coding region runs from base 90 to 1982 and encodes 630 amino acids. The record is from RefSeq and is a predicted model, not a curated record. Gene Ontology annotation, molecular function: GTPase activator activity.